Molecule: messenger RNA, 3842 nt
Organism: Vigna unguiculata (cowpea)
Lineage: Eukaryota; Viridiplantae; Streptophyta; Magnoliopsida; Fabales; Fabaceae
Product: cuscuta receptor 1-like
Molecular function (GO): protein binding
Source: RefSeq, a predicted model, not a curated record
UUGAGUUCCCUAUUUAAGGGAAGAAAAGCAAAUCCUUCAUGUGGAUGAAGAGAAGAAUGAAGAGUGUUGUGAGACUGUGUUUCCUGAUUUUCCUUUUAUUGGAAGCCAUGUGGUGUUGUGAAGGAUGUUGGAAGGAGGAGAGAGAAGCACUUUUAGGCAUAAAUCCCCUUUGGGACUCUUCUUAUUUCACUCCGAAUGUCCACACGGAUUGCUGUGAAUGGGAUGGAGUGUACUGCAACUCCUCCACAGGGAGAGUGGCGCAACUCCAUCUUUCUUAUAACUAUUGGAAUUCUGACAGCGAACAAUAUAUUAAUUACUCGGAAUUUUCUGUCUUGAAAGAUUUGAAGAACCUCAGCUUGUUUGGUAAUAUAGUUGGUUGUGUGGGCGGUAAAGACUUGCCAAAUCUCCAGCUCCUUGACUUGACGGGUAACACGCUAGAUACUGCUGCCCUUUUAUCUUGUUUGGAUGGCCUUCCAUCUCUUAAGUCUCUUUCUUUAAGACAUAACAGCUUCAAUACAUCUUCAUUGAACCACGUUUUUGAAAGUGUGUCACCAAAGCUGCAUAGUAAUCUGGAGGUUCUUGACAUAAGUGGGAACUAUUUGAGUAAUGACAUCUUGGCAUCCUUAGAGGGAUUCACUUCUUUAAAGGAACUCAAUUUGGCUGAAACUCAAUUGGACUCAGAUCUUAACAUUCAAGGUUUAUGCUCAAGAUUGAGGAAUCUUGAGAUUCUUGACUUGUCCUACAACAACUUCAACCACACUGAUAUUGGCUCUGCUCUUAGUGGACUCUCAUCCCUCAACUCUUUAUAUUUAAUAAACAGUCAAUUGAGUUGGAGAUCAAUUUAUAAUAUUUCAAAAUUGAGUUCUUUGGAAAAGCUUCACUUAGGCUCGAACAACUUGAACGAGUCUGGGAGUAUAUUGAGGCCUUUCAAAGAGAAUGACACAUUUAAAUGGCCAACCAAUUUACAACGCCUAAGCCUAUGGUCUAACGGUUUGAGCAACAGAUUUGUUUCAUUUCUGAGAGGCCUUCCACAUCUCCAAUUUCUUGAUUUAAGCCACAAUCAACUAGAAGGAUCGUUGGAUAUAAGCGAGAAUGACACAUUUAAAUGGCCAACCAAUUUACAGCACCUAGACCUGAGUUUAAACAGAUUAAACAACAGAUUUGUUUCAUCUUUAAGGGGCCUUUCACAUCUUCAAUUUCUUGAUUUAAGCCACAAUCGAUUAGAAGGAGUACUCGAUGUAACCGGAUUAUCGACUUUAUCCAAUUUGACGAAGCUUUAUCUAGGGGAUAAUGAUAUCCAUAAUUUUGUGGCCCAUCAAGGCCCAAUAAGUCUCAGUAGGUUGGAUUUUCUUGAUUUAGAUUGGAAUAUGAUAGAUGGAGACAAACUAAGAGAGUCAUUACGAGCUUUAUCAUCAUCCAUUAGAGAGCUUUCCAUAUCUGCCAAUUACUUGAAAGGAACAAUUGUAGCUGACGAUUUUCAUGAUUUAAGGAAGCUAGAACGAUUGACAUUGGAUGGAAAUAAUAACAUGAAGAAUGAAUUUUUCAAAAGUAUUGGAAACUUGACGUCCUUAAAAACACUUUCUCUUUCACACUGUCAUAUAAAUGACACCCUUCCCACAGCUGAUUGGUCUAAGAUGAAAAAGUUGGAAGAAUUAUAUCUAAUAGAUAAUGGAUUUGAAGGAUUUCUUCCCGAUUCUUUCGUUAACAUGACAUCUCUUCGGAAAUUGGAACUUUCUCAAAAUAAUUUCAUUGGAAGGUUUGACUCUAAAAUUGCAACACUUACAUCACUUGAAGAAUUUGGUUUUAUAGAAAACCAAUUUGAAGUUCCUAUUUCUUUUUCAUCAUUUGUCAAUCAUUCAAACCUUAUAGCCAUAAGGGGUAAAGGCAAUAAAAUUAUAUUGGACUCACAACACAAUUUGCACACUUGGAUUCCAAAAUUUCAAUUACGCAAGCUUAGUUUGUCUUCAAGCAUUGGAACUAGUUCUUUUCAGCUCCCCAAAUUUCUUCUUUAUCAAAAAGAUUUAAUUAUACUAGAGUUCACUAGUUUGAAGUUGGAAGGAAGUUUUCCUCAUUGGUUGUUGGAAAACAACACAAAACUGAUUGAAGUUACUUUUAGAAACUGUUCCUUGACUGGUACCAUGCAAUUACCAUUGCGUCCUCUUCUUGGAUUAUGGAAUAUUGAUGUGUCUAACAAUAUCAUAAUUGGUGAAAUUCCAAGGAAGAAUAUUAGUUCAAUUUUUCCAAAUUUGGAAAAUCUAAACUUGUCAAGAAACUUGAUCCAAGGUUCAAUUCCUCGUGAGUUUGGCCAAAUGAAGUUAUUGACUGAGUUGGAUCUUUCAAUCAACCAAUUGUCUGGAGAAAUAUCGGAUGACAUAUUUGAAGAUGGACAACAACUCACUACCUUGAUAUUUUCAAAUAAUAAGCUCGAGGGAUCCAUCUUUACAAUACCCGCUAAUUUGAAGUAUCUAUCAUUGAAUGAUAAUAACUUUAGUGGUAAACUUCCGAGAAGGAUCUUUAACACAUCUAUCAUUUCAUUGGACAUAAGCAAUAAUCAUUUUGUAGGACACAUUCCAAGAAUUUUGACAAAUUUUUCAGGAUUAUCAGAAUUUCGUAUGUCGAAUAACCACUUUCAAGGGUUCAUUCCAUUAGAAUUGGCACAACAACUUACAGAUCUAAGUUAUUUAGAUCUCUCCCAAAAUAAUUUGACUGGUCUUGUGCCAUCAUUUCUAAAUUCUUCUGUGAAAUCUAUCCAUUUGAGCAAUAACCAUUUAAUAGGAUUGUCUAAACAAAUGUUCAAUGGAAACUCUCCUUUAGUGAUGUUAGACCUUAGCUACAAUGAAAUAUCUGGCAACAUUCAAGAUUUAACACAAGACCUUAGUUAUACGAAGUUGAAUUUUCUCCUUUUAAAAGGUAAUCACAUUAAUGGGGAUAUACCUAAGCAAUUAUGUCAGUUGAUAUAUUUAACCAUGUUGGAUCUUUCAGACAAUAAAUUUUCUGGAGAAAUUCCCCAUUGCUUGGGGACAAUGCCGUUUGAUAAUAAGAACCUUGAUCCAUUAUUAAAAGCAUCAAAGGGAAGCUUCAUUAUUGAAGAAUAUAGUCAAGCACCAUUAGCAUCAGAGUAUAAGAAAGAGAAAGCAAGUUUCACUUCAAAGAGAAGUACUUAUACUUACAUAGGAAGCAUCCUUAUUUACAUGUCAGGAAUUAAUUUAUCCCAAAAUAAACUAAAGGGGAAUAUCCCAUACGAGCUUGGAAACUUGACAAGAAUCAAAACAUUGAACUUGUCUCAUAAUGAUUUGAGUGGACAAAUUCCAAAUUCAUUCUCGAAUUUGGAGCAAAUAGAGAGUUUAGAUCUUUCUUUUAACAAGUUGAAUGGUCAAAUUCCUCCAAAGCUCAAUAUCCUAAUCUCACUUGAAGUGUUAAGUGUGGCACACAACAAUUUAUCAGGCCCAAUACCUGAAUGGACAAACCAAUUUGCCACAUUUGAUGAGAGUAGCUACGAGGGUAACCCAUUCCUUUGUGGACCUCCACUACUAAAGAGUUGCAAUCUAUCUUCUACAAUUAUUCCAAAUGAGACAAAUACUCACAAAGGUAAUGAUAGUUUGUUGGACAUCUAUGUCUUUUGUAUGAGCUUUGUCGUGUCAUACCCAUUAGCACUGAUAGCAACCAUUGGAGCUUUAUACAUCAAUCCUUACUUGAGGCAAGCAUGGUUUUACUACAUGGAAUUGGUCAGUUUAAAUGGUUACUACUUUAUAGUGGACAAUUUUUGUAGGCUUUGUAGUGUGAGAAAUAUAUAACGUGUACUUGUAUCCCCAAGAUAUUUGUUUUAGAUUGAUUCAAUAAAG